Molecule: messenger RNA, 4535 nt
Organism: Gadus morhua (Atlantic cod)
Lineage: Eukaryota; Metazoa; Chordata; Actinopteri; Gadiformes; Gadidae
Gene: slc6a4b
Product: solute carrier family 6 member 4b
Exons: 13
Coding region: 58-1824 (588 amino acids)
Biological process (GO): amino acid transport; serotonin uptake; sodium ion transmembrane transport
Cellular component (GO): neuron projection; plasma membrane; synapse
Molecular function (GO): serotonin binding; serotonin:sodium:chloride symporter activity
Source: RefSeq, a predicted model, not a curated record
UUGAAGCCGGCAGUAUUUCUAACUUCACACAGACACUGGUUCACAGUGCGCCCAACCAUGCCCGGACAGGAAUCAACGGCGGCGGCCCACGGGUCACCCAAACUCGGGUACACCAACACCAACUCCGCUCCGGUGCCGGUCAUGACCCAGACGGACUCUCGAGACAAAUGGAGCAAAAAGAUGGAUUUUCUCUUAUCUGUCAUUGGCUUCGCUGUGGACCUGGGGAACGUCUGGAGAUUUCCAUACAUUUGUUAUCAAAAUGGGGGCGGUGCUUUUCUUAUUCCGUACAUCCUGAUGGCAAUCUUCGGGGGUGUCCCGCUCUUUUACAUGGAGCUCGCGCUAGGACAGUUCCACAGAACUGGCGCCAUAUCCAUAUGGAAACACAUCUGUCCAAUUUUUAAAGGUAUCGGCUACUCUAUCUGCAUCAUUGCGUUGUACGUGUCCUUCUACUACAACACCAUCAUCGCCUGGGCACUCUUCUACUUCUACUCCUCCUUCUCCACCACCCUGCCCUGGACCAACUGCGACAACGCCUGGAACACCCCCGACUGCACCAACUACUUUGGCCGAGACAACGUCACAUGGACCAACUCCUCCAAAUCCCCUGCAGAGGAGUUUUACACGAGGAACGUUCUAGAGAUCCACCGGGCCGACGGACUGCGUGAUGUGGGCGGUGUUCGCUGGCAGCUCAUGCUCUGUCUCUUCCUCAUCUUCACUAUUGUGUACUUCAGCCUCUGGAAGGGCGUGAAAACGUCGGGGAAGGUGGUGUGGGUGACGGCCACGCUGCCCUACGUGGUGCUCCUGAUCCUGCUGGUACGGGGGGCCACGCUGCCGGGGGCCUGGAGGGGCGUGGUGUUCUACCUGAAGCCCCAGUGGAGCAAGCUGCUGGAGACCAGCGUGUGGGUCGAUGCUGCAGCUCAGAUAUUCUUCUCCCUGGGUCCGGGGUUUGGAGUGCUUCUGGCCCUCUCCAGCUACAACCCUUUCACUAACAACUGCUAUCGUGACGCCAUAGUAACCAGCCUGGUGAACUGCCUGACCAGCCUGGUGUCAGGCUUUGUCAUAUUCACGGUGCUGGGCCACAUGGCUGAGAUGAGGAACAUGGAGGUGGCGGAUGUGGCCAGGGACAAGGGCCCCAGUCUACUGUUCAUCACCUACCCAGAGGCCAUCGCCAAUAUGAGGGGCUCCACCUUUUUCGCCAUCAUCUUUUUUGUGAUGAUGAUCACUUUAGGCCUCGACAGCACGUUUGGCGGGCUGGAAGCCAUCAUCACAGCUGUUCUGGACGAAUACCCCGACACGUUCGCUCACCGACGGGAACUCUUCGUUCUGUUACUAGUCAUUGUAUGCUUUCUGGGCUCGCUAAGCACACUCACACAUGGUGGAGCCUACGUGGUGAAGCUCCUGGAGGAAUUCGGAGUGGGCUCCUCAAUCAUUGCUGUUGGCUUCCUGGAAGCCAUUGCUGUCUCCUGGUUCUACGGUAUCAACCGCUUCAGCAACGACAUCAAGUCCAUGUUGGGCAGUGCUCCUGGAAUGUUCUGGAAGGUGUGCUGGGUGGUCAUCAGUCCAGCCUUUCUUGCGUAUAUAAUAGUGAGCUCCCUGGUAAGGCCCCAACCACUCACUCUGUUUGAGUACAAGUACCCAGACUGGAGCAUCAUGGUGGGCUACAUGGUGGGGCUCUCCUCCUUCAUGUGGAUUCCCAUCUACAUGGUCUACAAGCUGGUGUGGACCCCCGGCUCACUCAAACAGCGCCUGGCAGUAUGUCUGAGACCAGAGAGAACACUCGCUGAAAUCAACAGAGAUGCCCUCAACAUGGCAAACAUACCGUAGUCAGAGAACAUGGCCCUUUUUUGUCUUUUUCAACUCAACACAGCCUCGGACAUGUGUAUUAUUUAGCUGAACACCCAUCAAAAGUCCCAAUCCUUAAUUGUAUUUUGGUCUACAGAGACACUCAGGAUGUAUGCAAUGCUCGACUGUUGUCUACAUUCUUGUCUACAGCUGGCGGGGGCUUGUAAAUAGCGGUUUGUAAUGUUGAUUGAUGCAGUGACACCGUUUAGCAGGUAGCUGUAUCCAAACCGUUUAGCAGGUAGCUGUAUCCAAACCGUUUAGCAGGUAGCUGUAUCCAAACCGUUUAGCAGGUUGCUGUAUCCAAACAGUUUAGCAGGCAGCUGUAUCCAUAGCUCUAGCAGAUAGCUGUAUCCCUAGCUCUAGCAGAUAGCUUUUUCAAUACCGUUUAGCAUGUAGCUGUAUCCAUAGGUCUAGCAGGUAGCUGCAUCCAUAGCUCUAGAAGAUAGCUUUAUCCAUACUGUUUAGCAUGUAGCUGUAUCCAUAGCUCUAGCAGGUAGCUGUAUCCAUACCGUAUAGCAGGCAGCGGUUUCAAUACCAUAUAGCAGGUAGCUGUAUCCAUACUGUAUAGCAGGUGGCUGCUUCCAUACUGUUUGGCUGUAUCUAUAGCUCUAGCAGGUAGCUGUAUCCAUAGAUCUACUAUGUAGCUGUAUCCAUAGCUCUAGCAGGUAGCUAUAUCUAUACCGCUUAGCAGGUAGCUGUGGAUGUUCUGAAGCCCCUUCAUUAUCAGGAUCCAGCUAUGCAGUGUUCAUAGAGCCGACUAUUAAAAGGAAGUGUUUGGCUCAGAAAGUUAUGGGGUUUUAAUUGCAUGGGGACUGCAUCCUGAAGAGGUUACACCUGAGCUUAAAAAGAAUAAUCCUACUGCAUUAUGCUGUUGUGCUUUGACUGUGCUAUGUAGAACACAAACAAUGAAUAAGUCGGUCUGAUUGGUCAGAUCUGAAUGCAUACUCUGUACAGCGACAGUUAGUUCAUUCUAUUGAUUUAGGAAAAACUACAACAAACAUAAAUAUUCAUAUAAGUCAGUUCCUGUCCUGUUCAACAAGUAAAGAAUUGAAACAACUUGGGGAGGGACGAGACCUCAUGACAUCUCUAUACUGAUGGUGGGGUUUGUGUUUUGCAUGUUGGUUUGUGUGUCUUAAAUGUGUCACGAAUCUGUCACUAAUAUUUUGUCAAUAUAGUAAUCACAAGUUUCCCUUCUGGUCAGCUGUUCAAUUAAAACAGCAUUUUGUUUUGGUGCCAAGACAAACUGGUGUUUCCUGUGCGCCAUACACUAUAGAUUUGUUUGUGACUGAAGGGUUUUGCAGAUAUGGCUUAAGUAGAAACUGUAUGACAGAUUUAUAUUAAAUACUCAAUGAUAACUCUGUAAAUGUAUGUAGGUUAACACACUCUGUGGAUUCAAAAUACAGUAUUCUUUUCCUGCCAAAUGUUUGUAAUGAAGUAAGCAGCCGUGUUCAGACAGAGAACGUCAGUUAAAAUGUUCAAGUAUCCCCACCGUGGAGGCCGAUGCUCCAAGUGAACAGGGUCUCUCCACUCUAAGAACACUGGUUACAGUAGUAACCCGUUCUGCAGCUCCAUGCCCGUUACAAAGCCCUAGAGCUGCAGUUCCAUCCGCACCUCCAACCACUUUGAAACAGAUGACAGAUCUUUGUCUGACACCUCCAGCUAACUUAUAUUGCCUUCUCUGCCUUAAAUCUGUUAUUUGUACAUACGAUGUAAAUGUUGUAUUGAUAUUGUGCCUCUCCAAAGAAAAAAUAUUUUAUCUAAAUAUUCUGAUCUAAAAAGACUGUUCAAACUUGUUUGUAGAUAAAUGUUAAAUUCAAUAUUGUAAAACAUGUGUUUAGGUGCGGGAGUUGGACAAUAACAUUCUUCCUGUUUGGCGAUCUUAUUUAUUGUGUAAUGAAUAUAAAACAUAUGAAAUGGGUGUUUGUGUGUGUGUGUGUGUGUGUGUGUGUGUGUGUGUGUGUGCACGUGCUCCAUUCUGAAUUAAAUCUCAUCAACAUGCAAGCUUAAAACAUCACAUGAAUACGUUUAAGUCAAAAGCCGCACACAAAAAAAAAGAUAAUUGACAGUGUACAGCUAAUGUUGUCUGAUCUUGUUGACUUUACUUAAAGGUAUUUUUAAGGUUUAGCUAAAACUGAGGCACAAACAAUGGCAUAACAGUCUUUUGCACCAUCAUGCGAUGACAGGGGAUGUAUCGAAUACGUGUUUUCAUCUCCUGUCGUGUUAGGCUUGUGUCGUUGGAAGCUUGAUGUUUUCACCUCAAUGGGCUAUUUUAAUUAACAGGCUGAUUUGCAAGACCCAGAAUUCAUCUCCAUACAGGCAGAGAGAACGGCUUUCACCUUCAAAUGCUUUUAAUAAAAUGUUUUAUUAAACAGGUUGCCCUCCUCUUUGUGUUACACACACACACACCACACACACACACACACAUACACUAAUGUUGUAACCGUUUGGCCUGCAGUUAUUCACACAGGUUUAGUUGGAAGGUCCUCUUAACGAUGUAGAAUAUCAAUAAGAACACACUAGUUAGAACACACUAGAGUCUAGCUUGUUCUCCUGGUUGAGGAUAGCCCUGAUCAAAGGCCCACAUGACACACAUGUUACAGCUGAGGUGUUUUCAAACACACACAGAUGCAAUGAUUUGUGUUCUUUCACACAACAGCUAUGAUGCGAGGAAAUUAUCAGCUGCACAGAUAUGU